AAUGCAGGUCAGGUCUGAACAGGUCGGGCCGACGAGCUCUGAGCCGAGGAGCGUCGGUGAAACAUGAGGGGGUACAGAACCAUCAAGUACAGCCUGUUCUGCUGCUGCUACGUCUUCUGGGUGGCGAGUUCCGUCCUGGUCGCCGCUGGAGUCUACGCCAAGAUCGCUAAGGAGAAAGAUGUGAUCGACACUCUGACGGUUGACCCCGCCCUGGUGUUGAUCUUGAUUGGCUCUGUCAUGUUCUUCAUCAACGUCUUCGGCUGCUUGGGAGCGUUGCGCAACGCCAAGUGCCUCCUGCGAACGUUUCUAGGGAUACUGUUGGUGAUCCUCCUUCUGCAAAUCGGAGUUACAGUUCUGGGCUACAUCUUCAGUGAGAAGGUGAUCCAGAGGACGGAGCAGCUGAUGCUGAGAGCGCUGGUCGGCUACAGAGAGGACCUGGACCUGGAGAACGCCAUCGACUUCAUCCAGAAGAAGUUCCAGUGCUGUGGGGUGCAGGCCUUCACCGACUGGUCUCUCAACGCCUACUUCAACUGUUCUGAGACCAACCCCAGCCUGGAGGCCUGCGCAGUCCCCUUCUCCUGCUGCACCGGCCUGCAGUCCCAGACGGUGAUGAACACCAUGUGUGGCUACGGGGUGCAGCGGGCCGAGGGGAGCUCCGCCCAGGAGGAGGUGUACACCGCCGGCUGUCUGGAGCAGAUCCUCUGGUGGAGCAAACACCACCUGCUGCUGGUGGGGGGACUGGCUGGAGCACUGCUGCUGGUGGAGUUGUGUUUGGUUUGUUUGGCAGCAGCUCAGAUCUCCAGGAUCCGGGUGGAGCAGCGGAGGGUGGAGCAGCGGAGGGUGGAGCAGCGGAGGGCGGAGAGCCGCCAGCGGAGGAAGGAGAGCCCCUGGCUGCCUGCCGUCAGGCCGUUCCCUGAGCCGGACGCUAACACUAGCUCCUAGCUACACGCUAAGGCAGAUAGCAGAGGCUCAAAGAGGCUAGCUACAUGCUAGCUACUGAGAUCGAUGCUCACAUAGAACCUCACCACAUAGAACCUUCCAUACAUAGAACCCCUUCACAUAGAACCUCACCACAUAGAACCUUCCAUACAUAGAACCCCUUCACAUAGAACCUCACCACAUAGAACCUUCCAUACAUAGAACCCCUUCACAUAGAACCCCACCACAUAGAACCUUCCAUACAUAGAACCCCUUCACAUAGAACCCCACCACAUAGAACCUUCCAUACAUAGAACCCCUUCACAUAGAAACCCAUCGCAUCACAUAGAACCUUCGUUCAGAACCUUCCUCCCAUAGAACCUCAAGUUGUCUAAAUAUUCCACAUCAGGUCAAGGAAGAAGUUGUACAAUAAAAUAUCAUUUUAUUAUAUGAA
This is a messenger RNA of Gadus macrocephalus (Pacific cod), 1372 nucleotides long. RefSeq lists its product as uncharacterized. Lineage: Eukaryota; Metazoa; Chordata; Actinopteri; Gadiformes; Gadidae. The transcript is spliced from 8 exons. Gene Ontology annotation, cellular component: membrane. The coding region runs from base 64 to 942 and encodes 292 amino acids. The record is from RefSeq and is a predicted model, not a curated record.